Molecule: messenger RNA, 1998 nt
Organism: Phymastichus coffea
Lineage: Eukaryota; Metazoa; Arthropoda; Insecta; Hymenoptera; Eulophidae
Exons: 7
Coding region: 1-1998 (665 amino acids)
Molecular function (GO): nucleic acid binding
Source: RefSeq, a predicted model, not a curated record
AUGACCAUUAGAGCUCGUGAAGAUGAGGUAUCGGAUAUUGAAACUUCAGCGGACCUAGAUCGAGGAAUAGAACAACUGGGUUGUAAAGAAAACAUGAAUAAUAAGAUUACAAAUGGCGAAGAGGGACUGCCGGUUGGCACGGUACGAUAUACAUUAGCACCAAGGACUCGUCAAGUUAUACAGAUUAAUUUGCUGAAGAAAAUAUCCGAAUGUGUUUCUACUUCCUGGAAACCUUUACCGUGUACUAAUUUAAUAGAACAUGAAAUACACUUAGAGAAUAGAAUACCGGUUAAUACCAAACAGUAUAGGCAUCCCCCUAUAUACCGAAAAUUUAUAUCGGACCAAAUUAAAAAACGAUUAAGGGAAGGAAUAAUCGAAGAAUCAAAUUCACCUUAUAACUCGCCGCUCUGGAUUGUUCCUAAAAGCCCGGCGAGUGAUGGUACACCAAGGUGGAGGUUGGUCAUUGACUUUAGAGAACUAAAUAAAAAAACCAUUGGUGAUGCCUACCCUUUACCUAACAUCGCUGAUAUUCUAGAUCAGUUGGGAGGUUCGAUAAUGCCAGAAGGACUAAUGAAUGCGCCAGCGACCUUCCAACGAAUGAUUAAUGCGUUGUUGCGAGGACUAUUGAAUGUAGAAAUGUUAGUGUACUUAGAUGAAGUCAUAGUUUACGCUAAGAACCUACAUGAAUAUGAAGUAAAAGUAGGGAAAUUAUUUGGAAAACUUAGCAACGCAGGACUAGUUUUACAACCGAAUAAGGUAAAUUUCCUAUGCCGGGAAGUAAAGUUCCUGGGAUACAUUGUUAGUGCUCGAGGAGUUGAGCCAGACCCUAAAUUAGUCGAGGCCGUAAAGAAAUUUCCAAAGCCCAAUGGAGUAAAAAGCAUUAGGUCUUUUCUUGGACUCUCCGAAUAUUACCGACGGUUCAUCCAAGACUACUCGAAGAUAGCCAAGCCCCUCAGUGAUUUAACGAAAAAGGACCAAGCCUAUAACUGGGGACCAGAGCAGAAAGAGGCUUUCGAAAAGCUGAAGCAGAUGCUUUGUGACCAAGGCGAUUGGUUUCAGUUAGCAGAGCAGGAUAGUAGAGAAGUAGACGUUUACGCCGAAUACGCGGGUUUGAGUAAAUACGAGAAGGCUCAGAAAGAGACAAUCAUGGCGCUUGUUCGCCGGAUUGUCCCGGAACCUGGUGAAUCACCAGCGGUCACCAAGGUUAUCGAGCACAUUAUCGACGAAAGACUGCGGAAAUACGGCAUUGAGCACUUGCCUUGCCCCGCUUAUCACCAGCAGAGUGAUCCGGUUGAACGCGUUCACAGGACGUUGAAGACAAUGAUUGCGAUGUUUAUAGAUGCCGACCAUAGAAGCUGGGAUAAGCAUUUGCAUGAAUUCCGUCAUGCUAUAAAUACUGCGACCCAGGCGUCUACAAAAGUAUCGCCGGCAUUUUUAAAUUAUGGUAGGAAUCCGCAUCCGGUAAAGAGUUUAAGGCGUGAAACUGAAGUUAAAGGGCCGAUAGUUAAGUUGGAUACAAAGGCAUGGGAAGAUAGGCUAUUACGUUUGAAUGCGUUGCGCGAUUUAGUAGCCAAGCAUAUUGACGAAGCACAGGAAAAGCAAAAGAAAUACUACGAUAAAGCGGCGGGCAAAAACGCGAAAUUUGAUCCGAAAUAUGACGGUCCGUUUAAAAUCGUUCUGGUAAUCUCGCCCGAGAUUUAUGAAUUGGCCACGAAUAGCAAACAUUGCACCACUAGAGUACAUGAUUCGGAGAUUAAGCGUUACAUACCGCCACGGAAAGUUCCAGAGGUUGUACGACGCCAGGUGAUGAUGGCUGAGCAGGCCAGAGAGUCGGGCCGCGUGACCGAGAUUGCUUUGGCCGAACUUCUUUCAGGCGUCGCGACUGACUCCGGUACCGCGCAGGUUAUCAGGAAAUCGGUGGCUGAUGAUGAGGGUGGCCAGGCAAAGGGCCAACCUUUACCGCCACCCUUACCUGCCCCGCCGAUACCAUUCGUUUAG